Messenger RNA from Prunus armeniaca (apricot), 2307 nucleotides. Lineage: Eukaryota; Viridiplantae; Streptophyta; Magnoliopsida; Rosales; Rosaceae. The record is from the annotation of a GenBank genome assembly.
AUGGCUAGCAGUCUAAAGUUGAUUUUGUUCCUUAUUUUUUCAAGCUUAAUGUGGACUUAUACUGCUGCUAGGGAUACACUCAAACCAGGUGACACUCUCAAUUCCACAAGUUUCUUAUGUUCUGCAAAGGGGAAGUUCUGUUUGGGUUUCAUUGUGUACGACCAACUGAAUUCCAGCCAGUUGACCGUAUGGAGCACUACACCAAAUAGCCAACUAUGGAUUGCCAGCCGAGACAUGCAUGUUUUAUACCCGACAGGAGUUCUUACCUUGGACAAGAACAAAACAUUGAAAAUUAUGGACCAAGGAGGAACUAGGUUGGAGCUUUGCUCUGCUCCGAAAAGAACUAGAAAUGUUGUGGCUACUCUUCUAGAUUCUGGCAAUUUUAUCCUACAAGAAGUGAACUCUGUCGAUGGAUCGACCACUCAGGUUUUCUGGCAAAGUUUUGAUUAUCCAACAGACACCCUUAUGCCAGGCAUGAAAUUAGGUGUUAACCAUAGAAAUGGUCAUGUUUGGUCACUAGCUUCAUGGUCAAGUAAUUACAACCUAGAGCCAGGGCCUUUCACCCUUGAAUGGGAUGCCAAAGGGCGUGAACUGAAGAUUAAGAGACGUGGGGUGGUUUAUUGGACUAGUGGAGCCUUUACGAGUAAGAGGUUUAAGCUGAUCAUGAUGAGGUAUAAUGUUAGCAUUGUUUCAAACGAAAAUGAAGACUACUUCACUUACACUGCUUUAAACCAAAGUUCUCCAUCACAAUGGUUGCUUACCUCAACUGGGCGACUAUAUGACUUUGGAGGAUUUGAUAUUGCAAGGGCAGAUAAUUGUUAUGGCUAUAACACUGAUGGAGGGUGCCAGAGGUGGGCGGAGAAGCCAACUUGUAGGCAUGUUGGUGAUACAUUUGAGCUAAAAAGUGGUUUCUUUAGACUAACCAGCUCUAAUUCAACAUUCCUGAAUGAUUCGGAUACAAGUCUUAGUAUUAGUGAUUGCAAGGAUUCUUGUUGGAAAAAUUGUGAGUGCCUUGGGUUCAACUUUCUGUUUGAUAUUGAUCAGACUGGAUGCCAAUUUUGGACUGGAAUGAACUGGGAGUUCAUUCAAGACUUUAAUGGUGAUUCUACAUUGAGUUUUUACUUGUUAAAAAAGUCACCUCUCAAUCAUGGUAAAGACAAGGGGAUAUGGAUUGGCAUUGGCAUCGCCGCUGCUGCUCUGCUGCUAAUGGUACUCUGCAUCGUCUGCUAUCUACUAAGAAGAAGAAAAUUUACACUUUCAGGGGAGAACGAGACAAAGAUCAUUGAGAAUGAAUUGCUUGACUUAAUGAAAUCUGAUAGACCUACUGAUGCCAAUGCACUUCAAAAUGAUGGAACGAUGCGACAUGAUUUAAGCAUGUUUAGCUAUGCAUCUGUCAUGGCUGCUACAUGCAACUUCUCCCCAGAAAACAAGCUUGGACAAGGGGGUUUUGGGCCUGUUUAUAAGGGAAAAUUGCUGACGGGACAAGAAAUCACUGUGAAGAGGCUUUCAAAAUGUUCAGGGCAAGGAACGCUGGAGUUUAAGAAUGAAUUGAUACUCAUAUAUGAACUCCAACAUAAAAACCUUGUCAAACUUUUUGGAUUCUGCAUUCAUGGCGAAGAGAGGAUGCUAAUAUACGAGUAUAUGCCAAACAAAAGUUUGGACUACUUUCUGUUCGAUUCAACAAGAGUCAUGCUACUAGAUUGGAAGAAGCGCUUUAGUAUAAUUGAAGGAAUUGCUCAAGGAUUGCUUUACUUGCACAAGUACUCAAGAGUGAGAGUAAUUCAUAGAGAUUUAAAAGCUAGUAACAUACUACUUGAUGAAAACAUGAACCCCAAAAUUUCUGAUUUUGGUAUGGCAAGGAUUUUCAAGCAUAAUGAACUGGAAGCAAAUACUAAUAGGGUUGUUGGAACAUAUGGUUACAUGUCUCCUGAGUACGCCAUGGAGGGCAUCUUUUCCAUAAAGUCUGAUGUUUAUAGUUUUGGAGUGUUAAUGCUUGAAAUCAUAAGUGGUAGGAGAAACAAUAGCUUCUACAAUGCUGAUCGCCUGCUCAAUAUAGUAGGAUAUGCAUGGGAAUUAUGGAAGGAAGGCACAAUGCUAGAACUAAUGGAUCCAACAGUAGGUGAUUCAUGUAUUAAAGAUCAAUUCUUAAGAUGCAUCCAUGUUGGCCUGCUAUGCGUGGAAGAAAAUGCAUCUGAUCGGCCGACCAUGUCGAAUGUCAUAUCUAUGUUAACAAAUGAAAGCAUGCCAUCUGCAUUACCUACAAGCCAGCAUUUUUUACAGGAAGAAAUGUGGUUGAAGCUAGUAUAA